AUGGAGGUGGAUGAGUGUGUCCACACCUUAACUGAGAGCUUCGAGCCCUUUGCACCUGAAGCUCACCCUGGUGACCAGUUACUGGACUGCUUUGCGGACCGUCUCCACUUUGACAAGCGCGAUCCCACCCAGGUUAGGCACCCAUAUCUCGAUGAGCUCAUUGCGAAAGUGAGGGCCGACCCUCUAACUGUACUGGCUGCAACUGAUGGCUCUGUCCCUCAGUCCAACCAGUAUCAGGUGGCUUUGGCUGCCAUCAUCUACAAGGGACAUCACGAGCUCGAAAGGACUCGCUAUGUCUCUGGCAGGGUAACCGCCCCUGAUGCGGAACUCAAUGCCAUCUCAUGUGCAGUGCACCUUGCUGUCAAGCAGGCAAACUGCCAACGUAUCAUGGUCUUUACUGACUCCAUGGGCUCAGCCCAUAGAGUGGUGGACCCCUCCGUACAUUCCGGCCAGGCUUUUAGUCUGUCACUCUGUCACGCUCUCCAAGAGUGGUUCGAGGCGGAUGAUCUCCACCACAUCACCUUUGUAUACGCUCCAUCUGCAUUGUGGUGGGACAUCCAUGGUGAAGCACACAAGUACGUCACUGAACUCAAAGUCAGGGUUGGACGUCAUAAGACAGACAAUUCUAUAGACACGCUACGCUCUCAAGCUGCACACUCAAGUCUGGAUGCAUGGGGCUCCAUGUUCCAGGAUCAUACCUACCGAGGCUCUGAAUUUUUGGAGCUUCAAUGGCCUGACGGAUGGCUGAUACAGCCAUCCUACCUCAACAGGGGACCUUGGCUUUCAACCUUUGGACACAGUAUCACUGAGUUCGCUUGCGUCUGCCGGUGUAUAACUGGCCACACACCCAUUGGAGCAUACUAUCGUCGCUUCAAGAUUAACGAGCCUCAUGGCUGCACUUGUGGGGCUGCUUUGCAGUCUCACCAACACGUCCUCUUUUGCUGCUGCGAUAGAUACUCUGUACACUAUCCCUGUUUUCUUGGGGAUAUUGCAUCAUUUUUGAAGCACAACCCCAUGGCGUUUGGCUUCAACCGGGACCCUUUGGGGGUCGGAUAA
Cyclocybe aegerita is the source of this 1056-nucleotide messenger RNA. The record is from the annotation of a GenBank genome assembly. Lineage: Eukaryota; Fungi; Basidiomycota; Agaricomycetes; Agaricales; Hemipholiotaceae.